This is a messenger RNA of Trichomonas vaginalis G3, 2817 nucleotides long. RefSeq lists its product as uncharacterized. The record is from RefSeq and is a predicted model, not a curated record. Bases 1 to 2817 code for a protein of 938 amino acids. The transcript has a single exon. Lineage: Eukaryota; Parabasalia; Trichomonadida; Trichomonadidae.
AUGCUUAAAGCACAGAAAAAUACAGUCAAACAACUUAAUUACUUCUUCAUUUACAGCUUUUUAAUUUAUCCAUUAUUUAGAAGUUGUUUUAUUACAGUUACAGCCAACUUUUUACGCGCUAUAUUUGAUGAACCAUCGGUUGGAACCUUCUUUGUAUCAGCAAUUGCUCUUGUUGUCCUUGGAUUAAUGAUUUUUAUGGUAAGAUUGUGCGCAUUUGCAACAGGAUCAUCACCAUCACCAAAUAUAUCGAAUCUCAUAGCAAUAUGGGCACCAAAUACAUGGGAAAGUGUGUUUUUUGAUGUAAUUAUCGUAAUAGGAUUUUUAAUCAUCGAAUUAGAAAGUACAGCAAAGAAAUUAUUGAUCAGUAUAUUAUUAAUCGUCCGAUUCGUCAUAUUAAUUACAUUAGUUUUUCUUCAUAUAGAUAAAAUUUAUUAUAUUCGCUUCAGCGCUUAUCAAUUUGUCAGCUGCAUGUUCCUUACCUUCGAUAUAUACAUGAUUGUUCUCAUAAUUUUGUCAUUUAAGCCCGGACUUAUCCCAUUUGCCGGAAUAAUUUCGAUUUGGCUACUUAUUCCUCUAUUUUGCUACAUAGGAUUGAAGAUUCGAUGCAUGCAUAUAUCUAAGACACUUCUAAAGAAACUGAAAAGUGUUGAUAAACCGGAAGUUAUGCCGAAACAAGGAACAAAAGCAGAAGAAGAAAUGUUUUCGGACAUUUAUUCGGAGAUGGACUUCAAAACAUCGAAGAUCGCACUCAUGGCCGUAAGAACUGCUUGCUACUGGAGCUUGGAUUGCUUUGCGGACUGUUCUUUGUUGAAAUACGUAAUUCAUACUUUUCCAGAUUUGCAGUUUCAGAUGCUUUAUAUGGCAUUUCUUAUACCUGAUAACAUAGGAUACUUGAAGACAUUGAUAGAUUCUUUCUUGUCUAAGCAAAAUCCCAGUUUUUUGCAGGCGGCAAUUUUAUAUCAACUUUUGACUUCAAUCCAAGAGUCGUCAAAUGAAGGAUGUCAAGCAAUAUCACGAGAAAUAUCCAAACAAACGCUCGCAAGUAUAAAAUGCGAGCAAGUUUUGUCAAAAUUUUGGUCUGGAUGCUACAAAGGUGACAUUUCUCAAAUGGCGAGGUCAGCGUUUACUUUACAUCAGAAUUUGAAGGAGCUUUCGGAUAAUUGGAAGCAGUUAGUCAUAAGAUAUCCUUAUUCCACGCCAAUUAUCAAGGAAUACAUAAAAUAUUUGGUUGGCGUUGGAACACAACAUCGAAUUGCAGAGUCAAUCCUUAAGAUUCACCCCAAACUUAUGGAUAAUGUCCAAUCAAAUAAUUCUCCUGACGCAAACGAAAUAAAUGAGUCUAUUUUGCACCAAAGCGUUGAAGAUGCUGUUGAUAGAAGACCAAUUAUUUCACUCCAUAGGGCUAGAGUGUUCAUUUUUAUUACUGUUUUCCUCGCAUUUCUGUUUAUCAUAUGCGCUAUCGUUCUAGCCUUUAUAUUUAUUAAUAUCAGCUAUGGAAUGAGUAAUUAUCUGUACUAUUCUGAUACAACUUGCAGUUUAAUUGUUCAUUCUCCAAAUUUAUUACAAAAAAUCAUUGUUUCAGGAACUCCUGGCAGAAAAUCCUUCUUUAAUCAUGCUAAAACCCUUGAUACUUCAAUCACUGGCCUCCUUUCUUCAAUGCCGUCAGGAAUUUUGAAAAAUAAUACUGAAUUAAGUGAAGAUUUGUACAGCCAAGUUAAUAAAUACAAUGUAUCAUCCCAGUCUGGCCUAGUGAAAGCACUCAGACUUUAUUCUUACUACGCAAGAUCGGUUCCAUUUGUUCCGGAUAACGAUACAUUGGUUUUUCUGAUGUCGAAAAAUACAUUCGGCAUUGCCUAUUCAGUUUUCUUGGCUUCUGAUGCUGAAUUGUCUUCAAUUCAAAAUAUCAUCUCAAAAGUUAAGAAGUAUAUACCAAUUUACUAUGGUGUAAUAUGGGGUGUUAUGCUUAUAAUUAUGAUUCCUUUCGUUUUUAAUGCUCUACAGAACGUCAAAUCGGAAUUAAAGUACAUAUUCAACCUUUACCUUACAAUUCCUCGCUCAGUGAUCACAGAAUUCAUGGAUCCGGACUCCAAGAAUAAGAAAGGAAAGACAGGAUUACCAAUAACUAAUAAUUUGCUUGAUCUGGAUCAAAAUGACGUAAAUAACCAAGCAACUGUGAGCGAAAAUGAGAACAAGGCUGCAGAAAACCUUAAAUUACUCGUCCAUGAUCAGUCAACGACUCAAUCUGUUUUACCAAACAAUUUUCAGAUCAAAGUAUGGAUAAUUCUUACUAGUGUGACAUUUACAUUACUUAUAGGUGCUACAAUUGAGGUUUCUUUGUUUACUUCUUUUGUAAAUGAAAUGAUGGUCGAAUUCAAGACAUUACAGAUACUUUCCAGGAGAAUCAUCGGCUGCUCUGUUGCUUUACAAGGUAUUGUUUCUAAUUUUUCGGACUUUCCAAGAGAUUUUUGCGAAAGUUUAUUAAAUUCUGCGAAAAAACAGAAUUCUCAGCUACUUUUGGCAAUCGACCAAAAAGAAGUCUCUCAAAAGUUCCUUACUUACCAGCCAGUUUAUGAUUUUGUCCAUGCAAACAAGUGCAAUGAUACAACAAACGUCAGCUGUUGGUCGUAUGCGAAUAUAAUGGAUUCAUUCUUAAUAUUCGCAACCCAGGCAUAUAAUAAUUCCAUUUCCGAUGACAAUUUCUUCAAAUGGACGGUAUUAUAUAACGAUUACUUGUAUCCUGAGUCUUAUCAGCUUCAUAAGAUUGGAUAUGACUUUAUUAUCAAGCAAUUUAAGACAGAAAGACUGAUUUUGUUGUGA